CGAGCGACCCCCGAGGAGCUCCGGGGCGUGGGGCGCGCGGGGGCCCUGGGCCGAGCUCGUGCGAAGUCUGCAGCAGUUGAGCCAAGGGAAGGGAGCAGGAGGAAUUGUGGACACCCGGGGGCUCCCAAGACCCAGCGGCCAGAGAGGGCCGGGGGAGCAGUUGUGCAACGAGUGCGGGUCGGGCCUGGAGGUGACCAAGUGCGCUGCAGGCGUGACUCGGUUAAUAGUUUUCUACUACUGUCGUGCCCCUGGGAGGAGGUAGCGUUACACGCGGCGCACUUGUGUCAGAAACGGCGUCUGCCGGGGCAAAAAAGGAGCCAGGAUGGCCUGGGCUCUGAAGCUGCCUCUGGCGGAUGAAGUGAUUGAGUCCGGGCUGGUGCAAGACUUUGAUGCCAGCCUGUCCGGGAUUGGCCAGGAACUUGGUGCUGGUGCCUAUAGCAUGAGUGAUGUCCUUGCAUUGCCCAUUUUUAAGCAAGAAGAGUCAAGCUUGCCUCCGGACAAUGAGAAUGAGAUUCUGCCUUUUCAGUAUGUUCUUUGUGCUGCCACUUCUCCAGCAGUGAAACUCCAUGAUGAAACUCUGACGUACCUCAACCAAGGGCAGUCUUAUGAGAUCCGAAUGCUAGACAAUAGGAAACUUGGAGAACUUCCAGAAAUUAAUGGCAAAUUGGUGAAGAGCAUAUUCCGCGUGGUGUUCCAUGACAGGAGGCUACAGUACACUGAGCACCAGCAGUUGGAGGGCUGGAGGUGGAACCGCCCAGGAGAUCGGAUUCUCGACAUAGAUAUCCCAAUGUCUGUGGGUAUAAUCGAUCCUAGGGCCAAUCCAACCCAGCUAAAUACAGUGGAGUUCCUGUGGGACCCCGCAAAGAGGACAUCUGUGUUCAUUCAGGUGCAUUGCAUCAGCACAGAGUUUACUAUGAGGAAACAUGGUGGAGAAAAAGGGGUACCAUUCCGAGUUCAAAUUGACACGUUCAAGGAGAAUGAGAAUGGCGAGUACACUGAGCACCUACAUUCAGCCAGCUGCCAGAUCAAAGUCUUCAAGCCCAAAGGUGCUGACAGAAAACAAAAAACAGACAGAGAGAAAAUGGAGAAAAGAACACCACAUGAAAAGGAGAAAUACCAGCCUUCAUAUGAAACAACCAUACUCACAGAGUGUUCUCCGUGGCCUGAGAUCACGUAUGUCAGCAACUCCCCAUCACCUGGCUUCAACAGCUCCCAUAGCAGUUUUUCUCUUGGGGAAGGAAAUGGUUCGCCCAGCCACCAGCCAGAGCCUCCCCCUCCAGCCACAGAUAACCUUUUGCCAACAACCACACCUCAGGAAGCUCAGCAGUGGUUGCAUCGAAACCGGUUUUCCACAUUCACAAGGCUUUUCACCAACUUCUCAGGGGCAGAUUUAUUGAAACUAACUAGAGAUGAUGUGAUCCAAAUCUGUGGCCCUGCAGAUGGAAUCAGACUUUUUAAUGCAUUAAAAGGCCGGAUGGUGCGGCCAAGGUUAACCAUUUAUGUCUGUCAGGAAUCACUGCAGUUGAGGGAGCAGCAGCCGCCGCAGCAGCAGAAGAAUGAGGAUGGAGAUUCGAACGGUACUUUCUUCGUCUACCAUGCUGUCUACCUAGAAGAACUGACGGCCGUUGAAUUGACAGAAAAAAUUGCUCAGCUCUUCAGCAUUUCUCCUCGCCAGAUCAGCCAGAUUUAUAAGCAGGGGCCAACGGGGAUCCAUGUGCUCAUCAGCGAUGAGAUGAUACAGAACUUUCAGGAAGAAGCCUGUUUUAUUCUGGACACAAUGAAAGCAGAAACCAAUGAUAGCUACCAUGUCAUACUGAAGUAGGGGCGAGCAUUCCACGUUCAGUAGCAGCUGCUGCUUCCUUGCUGAAGACUGACCCCUUGAGGAGCCCAAGACGGAGAAUGAAGGUCUACAGGAACCUGGCUCGCCUGACUGCGUGUGUGCGUGCGUGUGUGCGUGCGUGUGCAUGUGCGUGUGCGUGUGGAGGGGGAUCCAGGCCCUGAAGCAGACUCCAAGCCCCCUGUGUUGAGCUCUCUCUCACAAGCUCUUAUGGCAUCCACAGAUUACUGCCCAACAUGCAGUUCUGCAGCUGUUUACUUAGUUUUUGGCUCCAGUUGAAUAUCAUCAUAUCUGGUUUAAGUAGGGCAUAGUGUGAUGGGAAUGGUGUGGUGUUUGAUGGAAAGAUGCUAAAUUUUGUGAUGUGGAGCUAUGUAAUUUUUCUAAUAUUAAACUGAUGAGAACGGACACUACACUUUAUCUUA
Jaculus jaculus (lesser Egyptian jerboa) is the source of this 2259-nucleotide messenger RNA. RefSeq names its product transcription factor CP2 (gene Tfcp2). Gene Ontology annotation, cellular component: nucleus. Gene Ontology annotation, molecular function: RNA polymerase II cis-regulatory region sequence-specific DNA binding; DNA-binding transcription activator activity, RNA polymerase II-specific. The transcript is spliced from 15 exons. Bases 323 to 1822 code for a protein of 499 amino acids. The record is from RefSeq and is a predicted model, not a curated record. Gene Ontology annotation, biological process: positive regulation of transcription by RNA polymerase II. Lineage: Eukaryota; Metazoa; Chordata; Mammalia; Rodentia; Dipodidae.